CUUCAAUCCUUUUCCCUUUUGUCUUUCCUUGUCCUCCUGAAGCAAAAAAUAUACCUCUCUCCCCCCCCUCCCAAAACAUUUCUUUAUUUUCUUCACUAAUAUAAAUGCAUCUCAUUCAAUGCAAAACUCCAUACAAAUACAGUAGCAGUAGCAGCAUUAGUGGUAGAAGGAGAAGGAGGAGAAGGAGAAGAAGAAGCAGCAGAAGCAGAGUAGAUUUAGAAGCAUAGGCAUCAUCUUCUCCCCCCCCCCCCCCCCCAAAAAAAAAUUUCCCAUGCUGUCAGCCUCUGCUCAAGCAGAGAUCUUCUUGGGUGUGAAUUUUUGCCCGAAAGGAAAAGGCUUUAUGGUGUUUGAUUUGCAGCAGCCAGCGGCUUAAAUUUCUUUCCUUUUCUUGAAAGAGGAUAAAAAGGGAGGAGCUUUCAUCUUCCCAAGUCGUGCUUGUUGGAGCUGAGUGGCGGGCAAUGGGAUCUGAGCAGAAUAGAUUCCCCCAGCAGCAGAGGCAGGAGCUGCGAAAGAGAUGGGGAGGCUGUUGGGGCGCCUUCUCCUGUUUCGGUUCACAGAAAGGCGGAAAGCGCAUUGUUCCCGCAUCGCGACUUCCCGAUGGAAGUGCUGCCGUUCCCCAAAGAAAUGGACCUCAGGCAGGUGGGUUGCCCAAUGGGCACAACCAGGGCCAGACACUUGCUCCAUCCAUCUUUGCACCACCCUCUUCACCAGCUUCCUUCACACACUCUGCUCUCCCUUCUACUGCUCAGUCUCCCAAUAAUUUCCUAUCGUUAUCAGCCAACUCACCUGGCGGACCUUCAUCGACAAUGUUUGCGACAGGCCCAUAUGCACAUGAGACCCAACUUGUCUCCCCUCCCGUCUUCUCAACUUUCACCACUGAGCCCUCCACUGCACCCUUCACUCCACCACCUGAAUUGGCCCACUUGACCACCCCUUCUUCCCCGGACGUCCCCUUUGCUCAGUUCCUAACCUCUUCGAAGGACCUCAAAGGUGCUGAUAAGACCAAUUAUAUGGCAUCGAAUGAUCUCCACUCAGCGUACUCACUCUACCCUGGAAGCCCUGCGAGCAGCCUCAUAUCACCGAUCUCAAGGGCCUCAGGCGAUGGCUUAUCUUCGUCUUUCCCCGAGCGUGACUUCCCACCUAACUGGGAUCCUGCUGCCUCUCCGCAGAGUGACAAGUCUUCUAGAACUGGUUCAGGCAGGUUAUAUGGACACAGCGGUAAUGGUCCCACCAGAGGGUCCCAUGACACAAACUUCUUCUGCCCUGCCACUUUUGCCGAAUUCUACUUGGAUCACAACCCACCAUUUCCCCAUACUGGUGGGAGGUUAAGUGUUUCCAAGGACUCCGACAUUGUCUAUACGAGCAACCAGAGCAGGCAGGUCCAGAACAAGAGUCCCAAGCAAGACCCAGACGAAAUAGAAGCUUAUAGAGCUUCUUUCGGGUUUAGUGCCGACGAGAUCAUCACGACCCCUCAGUAUGUGGAAAUUGCUAAUGUGGCUGCAGAGGAUUCUUUCACUAUGAGACCUUUUACUUCUAACAAUAACCCACCCUUGGAAGAAGAAGAGUGUCGGGGACAUUCUCUGGUUGGCGCAGGAGAAAAGGCAGAGAAGCAGCCUGUGAGUUUGGUUUCUUCGAAAAGCCUUGAUUCUGUUCCUCCUUCCAAUGAUGAUCACAAAGACCUUAAGCCAUGGAGGCAACCAGGGAAAGUCUCAGGUUCAAGCACACCUGGAAUCCAUGUCCAGACUGAAGACGAAGAGGAAGAUGUAUUCUCAAAAAUGAAAUCUUCCAGAAACAGCCGAAGAUACCAUCUCGAGUCAUCCAUGUCCGACGCAGAGAUUGAGUAUCGGAGAGGAAGAAGCUUGCGAGAAGGCAAAGGCCGAUCCACAUGGAAUUGCUGAUGGUAGGUUGUGGUCGAGAUCGAGAGCAAGAGAGAUGGUAGCCUCUAGUCAAUAUGUUCAUAUAAAAAAAUAUGUUCCUUGUUUCUUUUGGGUUGUUAAUAUUCUGGUCUUUUGGGGGUUAUCAGUUGAUUGGUGAGGCAAAAUCUAACCUGUAUUUAACCCUUUGUCUCUCUUCUUCCCCCCUUUCUUACUAUGUCUGUGGUCUUGGGGCAAACGCUGGACAAAUUUUUCUGGUCAAGGAAUGUGCUUGAGGAUAUGUUUCCUUUUGCAUUAGAAGCUAGAUGGAGGAAUGAAUCUGAUCUUAUUAUA
Messenger RNA from Punica granatum (pomegranate), 2207 nucleotides. Lineage: Eukaryota; Viridiplantae; Streptophyta; Magnoliopsida; Myrtales; Lythraceae. The record is from RefSeq and is a predicted model, not a curated record.